UAAAGAGCACAUGAGAUAUUCAGAAAAAUGAGGCUUGAUUUUUCUGAGUUUCAGUGCUGUCUACGAAAAUCAAUAAUACCUGAAAUGAGAAGGGUGGGUUUUUUAGCAGGACCGGCAUAUAUGAUCUCCGCGCUUAGCGUGCUAAUUAUAAUUUGCUACGGUGACGGGUUAUCUACCGGUACUGGUAGCAGAGACUCUCUUUCCUUGGGCGCAUCGCUUAUUGGAAAUCAGACUAUAACCUCGAAGAACGGCAUGUUUGAAUUGGGAAUUUUCAGCCCAAAUGGAAGCAAUAACUGGUAUCUCGGUAUCUGGUAUGCCAACAUACCAGAAAAGAUGGUCGUUUGGGUGGCUAAUAGGGAGAAUCCGGGGAAACACAGGCCUGGCGUUCUGAAACUCUCAAAAGGAGGUACUCUGGGACUGUUUGAUGCAGGGGGCAUGUCUCUUUGGUCUGCCAACGUAUCGUACAAGCCCUCGCGGGCUGUGCUAUUAGAUUCUGGUAACUUUUUGAUGCUUAGCGAUGACAAUAAAUCUGAGACUGUUUGGCAGAGCUUUGACUAUCCUGUGGAUACUAUGUUGCCCGGCAUGUGGUUCGGUGGACAGGAAAAGCUAGUCUGUUGGAAAAACUCUAUGGAUCCCGCACCUGGGCUUUUGUCCUUCAUUUGGAUCCAUCUGGGGCUAAACAAUUCGUGCUAA
Molecule: messenger RNA, 693 nt
Organism: Cryptomeria japonica (Japanese cedar)
Lineage: Eukaryota; Viridiplantae; Streptophyta; Pinopsida; Cupressales; Cupressaceae
Product: S-locus-specific glycoprotein S13-like
Exons: 1
Coding region: 28-693 (221 amino acids)
Source: RefSeq, a predicted model, not a curated record